AUGGAGGUCGAAAACGAUGACAUUGAGGAGAUUAUAAGGAAGUCAGAACUUCCUCUGGGGUCGACUUUCUUAAACAGCACAGAGUGCAUCAAUUCUGGGCAGGCCAAGAAUACAAAUCUUACCCCGAAGAUCCUCUCAGAGCCAAAUUUUAGCAUGGUCAGUCCCGAAAUGCUGGUGUUGCAGUUCGACAGAUUCACAUGUGGGAUCCUGUCUGUGAAGGACGGUGCCCACGAAAACCCAUGGCGGACACUGAUUUGGCCUCUAGCCAAGGAGACCCCAGCGCUAUAUCAUGCCGUAUUUUCUCUAGCGGCAUUUCACUCCAGCAAGGAGAUUCCCAGCCUCAGGGUUCAUGGGAUGGAUCACAUGCGGCAGAGCAUCACCUACAUGGUGCACGACAUACAAAAUAUGAGAGCAGAUGCAGCCUUGGCCACGAGUCUCGCGCUGGCAUUUGCGGAGACGUGGGAUCAGCAUACGCGCACAUGUAUCCAGCACUUGCGGGGAGCUAAGGCGUUGGUGUCACAGGUUGUAGGAUUUGGUCUUCAAAGCGGGAUGUGCGGCAGUGACCUGGAUAGAAUUCGGUUUCUGUAUAACACCUGGCUAUACAUGGAUGUGAUUUCUCGCCUGACAUCCCGGGAAGAAUCCGGGGAUCAGGAGGUAGAUACUUCUGUUUUCCAGUUGCCCAAGGAUGCAGUGCACGAGAUCGACCCUUUAAUGGGUUGCGCGACAACCCUUUUCCCGUUGAUCCACCAAGUCGCGCGCCUGAUCCAGCGAGUUCGCAGAACCGAGUCCAACUCCCUCUCUAUUGUCUCGCAGGCCAUAGAAUUGAAAACCCUGGUUGAGCAAUGGGAGCCCCCCCGCUGCUUCGAACCCCCAGAUGACCCCACAUCGGAGGUACAGCAUAGUAUCCAAACCGCACACGCUUACCGCUGGGCGACAUUGUUGUACCUUCACCAAGCGGUUCCUGAAAUGCCCUCCGAGCCAGCAUCGGAGCUGUCCAAGCGUGUCUUGAUGCUGCUGGCCACAGUUCCCCCCAGCUCCCGUACCACCAUCAUCCAAAUGUUUCCUCUUUUGGCGGCUGGGUGUGAAGCAGAGCAAGAGGAGGAUCGCCAGUGGGUGCUCAAUCGAUGGCUAGCAAUUCAAUCACGUCUCAUGCUUGGGUCUAUUGAUCGUUGCAUCGAGAUUGUCCGAGAGGUUUGGGCUCGCCGCGAUGCCGCGGGGCUUGAGCAGUCCGACCAAUUACCCACGGAAAGGCUUGAGAUUGAUAAGACAACAAAUGUAGGCCGUGGGCCAGCUGAGCGUGGCUUCACCAGCAGCUUUGCUAAGCCUUGGAGAAGAUCGAGUAUGGCCGAUCGGGUACCUCCUAAGGGCUCUUCGGGGAAGCCACGACGGACCUCGGCAAUCUCUCCGCUGGAAAAUAUCGAAUUCGAGAGGACUGUUCGUGGAAAUUUGCAUUGGGUCAAUGUGAUGCAGGAAUGGGGUUGGGAAGGUAAGAUAUCUUCUUUGCAUUUCUUCUGGUUUCCUGUUUUUGGGGUAAAACUUCACUCGAAAAGCAAUAUUCAUUAUCAGCAGAUUGAACACGGUGGAUCCUCCACGGUUGAUCUCCGCGGACCAGCACGACUGUUGUCUCUCCCUCCUUUCGAGCUUGCCUGCUCGCGUUGCACCGUCCGGUGCUCCGGAGGUCGAGGAGUCUCGGUCGCACUGUCUUCGGAAUCCGCUUCGGCUUGGUGGGGAGGCCUGCUCUGGGUCAAGUACGACCGGAGGGAGGCUAGAUAUGGCUCUAGUUCGCUCGUCACGGCCACUGUCGCCAUUGUUGCGCGGGGCUGUGAAGCGGCCUCUUUGGGAUCUGCGGAAUGUGCCGCGAGCACCACGCAGUGGGUUUGUGACUUCUUGAGGGUAUAG
This is a messenger RNA of Aspergillus aculeatus ATCC 16872, 1899 nucleotides long. RefSeq names its product fungal specific transcription factor domain-containing protein. Gene Ontology annotation, cellular component: nucleus. Lineage: Eukaryota; Fungi; Ascomycota; Eurotiomycetes; Eurotiales; Aspergillaceae. Gene Ontology annotation, biological process: positive regulation of transcription by RNA polymerase II. The record is from RefSeq and is a predicted model, not a curated record. Bases 1 to 1899 code for a protein of 632 amino acids. The transcript has 2 exons. Gene Ontology annotation, molecular function: transcription cis-regulatory region binding; DNA-binding transcription factor activity.